This is a messenger RNA of Cyclopterus lumpus (lumpfish), 1425 nucleotides long. Its product is annotated as P2Y purinoceptor 3. Gene Ontology annotation, biological process: G protein-coupled receptor signaling pathway. Gene Ontology annotation, molecular function: oxysterol binding; G protein-coupled receptor activity. Bases 19 to 1425 code for a protein of 468 amino acids. Gene Ontology annotation, cellular component: membrane. The transcript has a single exon. Lineage: Eukaryota; Metazoa; Chordata; Actinopteri; Perciformes; Cyclopteridae. The record is from RefSeq and is a predicted model, not a curated record.
GUCACUUCAUCCUUUACAAUGUCAUCCAGACGUGGAGAUCCUCCCAACAUCAGUGUACUCCAUGACUUACUUAGCUCCUCCUCUCCCUCCACCACGACUCCAUCUCCAUCCUGCAGCAUAGACGAAUCCUACAAGUACAUUUUCCUCCCCAUCUGUUACUCAUUCACGUUCCUCUUCAGCAUUUCCCUGAACUCUGUCAUCCUCUACCGCUCCUUUCGCCAAACCCGGCGCUGGAAUGCCUCGCUGAUCUACAUGGUGAACCUGGCCUCGACAGACUUCAUGUACGGCCUGUCACUGCCAUUCUUGGUGGCAAGCUACAUCAUGCGUGACCGCUGGGUCUUCGGGGACUUCAUGUGCCGCUUGGUCCGUUUUCUCUUCUACUUUAACCUCUACUGUUCCAUCUUCUUCCUCACAUGUAUCUCCGUCCACAGGUACCUCGGGAUCUGCCACCCGAUGAAAGUCAUCACUCUAGAGACUAAGAAGGCUGUCAAGAGCACUUGUGUCCUGGUUUGGAUCAUAGUGUUUGCUUUGACCUCCCCUAUCUUCCGGUUUGCUCAGACUGGUCAUGUGACGAGAUUGGGAGGGCUUGGCGGCAACGCAAGCAGUAUUGACAACCUGAGCCAUGAGGUGUCGAUAAAUGUGAAUGCCAGCUAUGGUAACAUGGGAGGGGUCAUUGAGGAGUACCAGAACUGUUGGGACGACGCAAUAGAUAAGGAGUUUCCUGAUUACGUACCCUAUGGCAUCAUACUCCAUUUGCUGGGGUUUUUUGUGCCUUUUUCCAUCAUUGCUUGGUGUUACUCUCAUGUUGUUCUGACCAUAUUUAGGACUUUGCAUUCUCAGCCCUCAUCCCGCAGAGGUCAGAGAGAAGGAAUAGCGAGGAAUGAGAGAAGUAGCCCUGCAAUAGUUGCAAGAGGUUUAAGAGGAAGCAAUGGACUGUCGAGGACAUUGAGAAGAGAUGAAGGGAUUUCCAUUUUCCUUGGUGCCCACUCCCCUUAUGCCAAUCGCAGACGUAAAUCUAUCAAAACUAUCAUCACCAUCACCCUUCUCUUUGCCCUGUGUUUCUUCCCCUUUCAUGUUACUAGAACCAUCUUCCUCCUGCUCAAAGUGACCAAGGGAGUCCCCUGUCACACGAUGACCAUGGUCUCCAUGUGCUAUAAGAUCACGAGGCCUUUGGCAUCAUUCAACGCAUGGCUCAACGCCCUCCUUUACUUCCUGACUAAAGACAAGGGGGGAGCUCACUGCUGUCAGGCGGUAAACACCUCCACCCAACAACAUGGUGGGCUUCUAUUGCCACUGAGGAUGAUGGGAAAAGGAGAAGACGCAGAGGAGGGGGGGCUGGAGGACAGAAUUGACAUUAAGGAGAAUAAAGCAUUUCACAGUUCGUCAUACAUGAACAGAGCUAAAGUCAAAUAUAUAGUUGAAUGA